AUGGCGGACGUCAAUGGGACGUUCUUCCGCUACGAUUCCGUCGUUCCCAACGCCACCGUCGACUGGCGACUGACGAAAUACAUUUCGCCAAUCCAGCGUCAGUUCCAGUGCGCGAGCUGCUGGGUGAUCGCAGCCGUCGAUUCCAUCUCCAUGAUGUGGGCGAUCACCAACAGGAGCACCCCCUUAGUGCUGUCGCCGCAGCAGGUGUGCGACUGCGCGACGAAGCAGUGCUGCCAAGGCGGCUGGCCUGACUGGGCCUACUCCUACGUGCUCUUCAACGGCGGGCUCCAGUCGGUCGACGACUACAGCUAUAUCGCGCAGGACAACCAGCUGUGCAGCAUCAACGCGUCGGUCCCUAACGCCGCUCAGAUUACCGGCUGGGAGCUCGUGCCGCCUUACAACGCGAUGGCUCUAAUGAAAGCCGUCAGCAUGCAGCCCGUGGUCGCCUUCCUUAGCGGCUCGUCAAAGGACUUCCAGACAUUCGCGGGAAAUGCGGGCUUCACGCAAUUCCGGCCAUGUACCCGGUGUACUACCCCUUCGGUCCUCAGCCCGUCAAGAUUUCCAACGGCCCAGGGCUAUGCCAUCGGAGCAGCAUCUGAUGGCACGCAGACGUGCGUGGGAGUGGCAACCACGUCUACCUCCACAAUCACAUACACCACUGUUCCUGGCGACUCCUGCUCUGUUGUGGCAGCAGCGUUUGGCAUCACCACCACCACCCUCUCAUUGUUGAACCCCUUUCUCAACUGCUCGCUUCUGUACAUCCCUCCUGGAUUUGCUAUUACCGUCUCCAAUACAAGCACAUCCUCCUCGCCCAUCUGCACCGCAACCUACAUCGUCACUCCCGCUGACAACUGCACAUCCCUCGCCAAUACCUUCUUUGCGGGCAGCUUGGCGAACCUCCAGAGGGCCAACCCACUCGUGUGCACAACCGGCCGCCCGGUGUACCCAUCCCAGGCGAUUUGCACGAGUGUAACGACUGCGGGUACCAGCGUGACGGUGCCACAGUGCGGGCAGACGUAUUCCUCCGUAGCUGGCGAUACUUGCUCGUCUGUUGCCACCAAGUAUCUCAUCUCCCUCGCUACCUUCACUGGGUUGAAUCCUGGACUGUCCUGCACCGGCUCUCUUCCCAUUGGCUCCUACCUUUGCGUGGCUUCUAAAACUGUUCAGACCACGGUGAACUGCACGGCAACGUACACAGUGCUGCAGGGCGACAACUGCCCCAACAUCUGGAACGCAGCCAACCUCACGGAACAGACCUUCCUCGCUAUCAACCCCGGCAUCAGGUGCCAAGCUCCGUACCUGCAAGUGGGCCAGAAGGUCUGCAUCAGCUCGCCCAUCCUCACCACUCUCGUUGCCUCCUCCAACACAAGCUACUCUCUCUACAAGGUUAAAGAUGGCGACACGCUCGCUCUCAUCUCCUCCAGUUUCGUCAACCGCUGCAUCCCAGCCUCCGUCUCCCCUGCCUCCAUCGCCGCGGAAAACAACAUUCUUGAGACUGCGGCUCUCGUUGUGGGGAUGAACCUGAUCAUACCAUGCGAUUCCCGCGUGGGGAUUAUCGACUGCGGCUGUGCCAUCUCCCUGCCCGUCUGCGGUGCUGACUAUGUGACGUACCCUUCGUAUUGCGAUGCGCUCGUGCUGGAAUGA
Closterium sp. Naga37s-1 is the source of this 1644-nucleotide messenger RNA. The record is from the annotation of a GenBank genome assembly. NCBI's taxonomy places the organism in Eukaryota, Viridiplantae, Streptophyta, Zygnematophyceae, Desmidiales, Closteriaceae.